This is a messenger RNA of Hemicordylus capensis (graceful crag lizard), 1597 nucleotides long. RefSeq lists its product as uncharacterized. The transcript has 3 exons. NCBI's taxonomy places the organism in Eukaryota, Metazoa, Chordata, Lepidosauria, Squamata, Cordylidae. The record is from RefSeq and is a predicted model, not a curated record. Bases 1 to 930 code for a protein of 309 amino acids.
AUGAACAGCACCACAGAAAAGGCCCUCUCUGUGCCUCACCUGCAUUUUUCUUUUCUGGUGCCCACCACUGAUCGGAAGAACCUGCGGCAAUACGCACCUUUUUGCUCAAUCCCCGCCGGAGCCGCGCUGCUCCGCUUCAGAGGCGCCCCGUGCGCGCAGUUGGACGCAGCCGCUGCCUCCGCGACGGAGCCGGAUGGGGGGCCCGCGCGGGCGCGCAGUCUGCGCAGGGGCGCGGCUUUUCCGCGCGCAGGGGGCUGCUCCCGGCGCCUGGGGCUUUCCUGGGCAGCGCAAUCCUCACCUGGCUGCCAUCGCCGGCGCGGGCUGGGAGAGGAAGCUGACGCGGAGUGGCCUGCUGCGCCUAGGCGCAAGGGGUGGCUCCCGUCCCAGGGCUCAGGGGCGCGGAGGGGGCAUCGGAGCCCGCGGACCCGCCUCGACUCUCCGAUCCGAGGGCGCGGAGGCUCUGCUGCUGCUGCGCGCUGGCCCCAGAGAGCGCCGCCGGGCACCUGCCGGGGGCCCCCGCCGCCUCGCCCGCCUGCAAGAGGGCGGUGGCUGGCCGCGCCUGGGGGAUCCGGCCCGAGGAGGCGGCUGGCCGCGGCUGCGGGAGCAGGAGGGGAGCAGGCAGCGGCUGGCUGGCUCCGGCAGGCGGCCGCCGAGAUGCGCCUCCCACCCAGCCUCGCUCCGGCUUGGCAGGCGCACGACGAGCCGCGCUUGACAAAAGAGCACGCAUCGACAGCACGCGCAACUGACAUACACACGGCAUGGGAGAAGGAGGUCGAGGGAACACCACGCUUGCCACAGUUGUCGGCUGCAACAGCCCCAGAAAAUGCACAAAGAUACAGUGUCCAGACGCUGCGUCUGUUCAACGUGUGGCGGUGCGGGGAAUAUGUAUCAUCCUUAUCACAGCCAUCAGAAAGCAAGAAAUGGGGUUAGCAAGCAAGCAGUCUGAGUGGUUGAAGAGCAGAAGCCCAUCCACACGUUAUGUUCAACACUCGGGCAGCGAGUGUACAGUGUACGCAGGUACAGUCAUUCACGUGCUAUUCUGAAGGCAGGCACAGAAGUGCGCUUCCUAGCUGUGCCACGCCUUUGAUGGGCCUGGAUCCAGCCUUACUUUUAAAAGGGACGCAGGCGCAGUCAUUCACACAAACACGUGUCACACAAACACGUGUACAAGUGUACAGAUAUCUGUGCACAUCCUGCAAGUGAUGGGAGGAGGCGGCAGGCCCACCUUCCAUUUCCACCAGUGACUCCACCUGUUAGCCCCUGCUACCUGAGCAAAGAGGCACCUUUUUAAAGUGAUGAUUCUCUUAUAUUUAUCAGGGGGCGAGCAACUGGCCCUAUCCAACCCCAGCACAGCAUCCCUCCAGUGGCUGUUGCUGGUCUCCAUCUUAUGUUUCUUUUUCAAAUUGUGAGCCCUUUGGGGACAGGGAGCCAUAUUUAUCUCCUCGCUCCCUCCCCUCUUUCUCUCCCUCCCUCCCUCUCCCACCCCUGCUUUGGGAACUUUAGCUGAAAAUUGGUAUAAAAAUAUUCGUUGUAGUAAUCCUUGGGCAUAUUCUCCUGUUCAUAAGUGACUCUCGGUUAUCUUAUAAUAAACAAACCA